This is a messenger RNA of Malus domestica (apple), 1471 nucleotides long. Its product is annotated as casein kinase II subunit alpha-2-like. The record is from RefSeq and is a predicted model, not a curated record. Gene Ontology annotation, biological process: regulation of cell cycle; peptidyl-serine phosphorylation; peptidyl-threonine phosphorylation. Gene Ontology annotation, molecular function: ATP binding; protein serine/threonine kinase activity. Gene Ontology annotation, cellular component: protein kinase CK2 complex; cytosol; nucleus. NCBI's taxonomy places the organism in Eukaryota, Viridiplantae, Streptophyta, Magnoliopsida, Rosales, Rosaceae.
GUUUCAAGGGCCGUGAACUUUAUCAUGUUUGAAGGGCCCAAAAGUCAAACAUGAAUUACCAGUGGUAAAUAAGUUACAGUUGACCCAUGGUAAAUAAAACUCCGGAAACCCAUAACGCCUUCCCGGGAAGCAUCUGCCGCCCUGAUGAACCAGUCCGUCUGAACGUCGAGCUUCGAGCGUAAUAACAAUUGAAAUAAAGGAGGGAGAGAGAGAGGGCAAUGUCCAGGGCUCGCGUCUACGCGGACGUCAACGUUCAGCGCCCAAGAGAUUACUGGGAUUACGAAUCUCACACUCUUCAAUGGGGCGAAAGUUGUUGUAGAAUUACUCAUGCCAGGGGCCCGCUCGGGACAUUUGAGCGCAAAAGCACUUUUGGUUGUCUGAAGGCGUUGUUUUGUGAACAAGGUGACUAUGAGGUUGUUCGGAAGGUUGGAAGAGGAAAAUACAGUGAGGUCUUUGAAGGUGUGAAUGUCACCAACAAUGAAAAAUGUGUUAUCAAGAUCCUUAAACCCGUCAAGAAAAAGAAGAUUAAAAGGGAGAUAAAGAUACUGCAGAAUCUUUGUGGUGGUACAAAUAUUGUGAAGCUGCUUGAUAUUGUUAGAGAUGAACAUUCAAAAACUCCUAGCUUGAUCUUUGAAUAUGUGAACAGUAUAGAUUUCAAAGUGUUGUACCCCACACUGACGGAUUAUGACAUUCGCUACUAUAUAUAUGAACUUCUCAAGGCAUUGGAUUACUGCCAUUCGCAGGGCAUAAUGCAUCGAGAUGUCAAGCCUCACAAUGUUAUGAUCGAUCAUGAGCUCCGAAAACUUCGCUUGAUUGAUUGGGGUCUCGCUGAAUUCUACCAUCCUGGCAAGGAGUACCAUGUCCGGGUAGCUUCAAGGCACUAUAAGGGGCCUGAACUCCUUGUGGAUUUGCAAGAUUAUGACUAUUCGUUAGACUUGUGGAGCCUUGGCUGUAUGUUUGCAGGAAUGAUCUUUCGCAAGGAACAAUUCUUCUAUGGUCGUGACAAUCAGGACCAGCUAGCGAAAAUUGCUAAGGUUCUUGGAACAGACGAAUUAAAUGCAUAUUUGAAUAAAUAUAACCUUGUGCUUGAUCCUCAGCUCGAGGCUCUUGUUGGAAGGCACAAUAAGAAGCCAUGGUCAAGAUUUAUCAAUGCAGAAAAUCAGCAUCUGGUUUCUCCAGAGGCCAUUGAUUUUCUAGAUAAGCUUCUUCGAUAUGAUCACCAGGAAAGGCUUACAGCAAGAGAAGCAAUGGAUCAUGCAUACUUCUCCCAAGUGAGAAGUGCAGAAAAUAGCUGGAUACAGACGCAGUAACACCAGACUCCAAUUGAAUCCUUUGGUAAAAAAACUUUUAUCCUCUGUCUUUCCUUGUAGCCUGUAAUAAUCACUGAAGGAAGAUAUUUACCUAACUUAGGUUGUUCAUUACAUUCAUUAUUUGAAAUUUUAAUGACGAUAUUCUUUCUUUUCCGAACACA